Messenger RNA from Pteropus alecto (black flying fox), 5926 nucleotides. RefSeq names its product cilia and flagella associated protein 65 (gene CFAP65). Bases 326 to 5926 code for a protein of 1866 amino acids. The transcript is spliced from 35 exons. Lineage: Eukaryota; Metazoa; Chordata; Mammalia; Chiroptera; Pteropodidae. The record is from RefSeq and is a predicted model, not a curated record.
AUGGAGACGACAACAUGGCGGUGGUGUGAGUUUUGAUCGUUGAUCUCGGAGACCCAGGGAGCGGCGCGAGGGGCCAGGGAAGGUAUCUGCCCCGGGAGUCCGCCUUCUCCAGGAAAUGGCCAGGGAUCCCCUUCACGUCCUUCACCGAGUCCCGUGGUACUGCGACUUGCGCGAGAUCAGUCACACUGGGGAUACCGAAGAGAAAGGAGGAACAGCUCUAACCUGCAUUUCUUUGAUUCCAUUUGAACCUAUACUUCACAAUUAAAGGAGGCAAGACACAUUCAAAGGAAAAAAAUAGAGAGUAAAAGCCAGAUAAAGGCACCUGAUGCUCACCCAGGCAACGUCGAUCCCUAUCACAAGGACUAGAGACAUGAAGGACUGCAUCAUGACCUCUGGAUCAUGCCUGAGUGCCAGCACAGUGGCCAUUCCCACUGUCACUGGCAGCAGUGCAGCCCUGAGUGCUUGCAGCAGCAGUAACUCCAGUCCAGCCAGCCCCAUGGACAUUCAGGUGUGCUUCCCGAAGAAGCAGAAGAAAGUGAAGAAAAGGGUCAUCUGGGACAUUGAGGUGGCCGAAGAGCUUCAGUGGAAAGGCUGGAAGCUAGGGACAGAGAUCACCAAGAACCUGGUUCUGAAAAACCUAUCCUUGAAAAUCCAGAAGAUGAAGUACAGGCCCCCCAAGACCAAGUUCUUCUUCACGGUCAUCCCUCAGCCCAUCCUCCUGAGCCCAGGCAUAACUCUCACGCUCCCCAUCAUCUUCCGGCCUCUGGAGGAGAAGGAGUACGUGGACCAACUGUGGUUUGAGAAAGCGGAGGGGAUGUUCUGUGUGGACCUGAGGGCCACCCUGCCUGGCCAUAACCUGACUUGCCCACCAUCCCUGCAGUUGCCCACGUGUGCCGUCGGGGACAUGGCCGAGGCCUGGUUCUCCCUGAACAAUGUAGGGGACCUGCCCACCUUCUUCACCUGGGAGUUCUCCAGCCCAUUCCAGAUGCUGCCCACCUCGGGGCUGCUGGAGCCAGGCCAGGCUUGCCGGAUCAAGGUGACUUUUCAGCCUCUUAUGGCUGUCAUCUACAAUGUUCAAGCCACAUGCUGGUACGGGGAGAGAAGCAAGCAGAAGAACAGCAUCCAAUUGCAGGCUGCUGCCAAAUGCGCCCAGCUGCUGGUGAGCGUCAGGCAGAAGCGCCCAGAGGACCAGGAUGUUGAGGGCUCCCAGAAAGUGCUGCACUUUGGUUCUGUGGCUGUGGGCUGCACUGCUGAGAGGCAGAUCAGGCUGUAUAACCCGUCGGUGGUGAGUGCCCCUUUCAGGAUUGAAGUAGCCUCAGACAUGCUAGCCAAAGACCAGGCCUUUUCGUGCCCCACGUCCUAUGGCAUCGUGCCCCCAGGAGAGAAGAAAUAUGUGUCUGUGUUCUUCCACCCGGAGACCUUGGACGUCAGAACUAUGGACUACUUGUCUAUUAUGCCGUCCGGCUGUGCCGCCCAAACUCUGCUCAAAGUCAUUGGUUUCUGUAGAGGUCCUGAUGUAUCCCUGCAGCACAACUGCAUUGAUUUCAGCUGGGUCAGCCUCAGAGAGCACUCAGAGCAGCCCCUGUGGAUUGAGAACAAGUCAGACUGCACGGCCUACUUCCAGUUUGCCAUUGACUGCCGGGAGAGUGUCUUCAGCAUCAGACCUACCUUCGGGACUCUGGUGGGCAAGGCCCGUAUGACCCUGCACUGCACCUUCCAGCCCACUCACCCCAUCAUCUAUUUUCGGCGGGUGGCCUGUCUCAUCCACCACCAGGACCCGCUGUUCCUGGACCUGAUCGGGACCUGCCACUCGGACAGCACCAAGCCAGCCAUCCUGAGGCCACAGCACCUGGCUUGGUAUCGCACACACCUGGUGCGGGGCCUGACGCUCUACCCCCCUGACAUCCUGGGCCUCAUGCUGAGUGAGAAGAAGCUGGAGCAGGAUAAGAACGGGGCCCUCAUGAUUCCCAUGCAGGACCUGGAGGCUAUGCCAGCCCCGCAGUAUCCCCUCAUCCCCCCCAUGACUGAGUACUUCUUCGACGGCACCAGCGACUUGGCCAUCUUCCCCCCACCCGUCAGCAUAGAGCCCGUGGAGGUGGACUUUGGUGCCUGCCCCAGUCCUGAGGACCCUAACCCUGUUCCCGUGUGCCUGGUGAACCACACCAAGGGCAAGAUCACCGUGGUCUGGACAUGCAGGUCUGGCUGCCCCUUCUGGGUGACUCCAGAAACCUGCGAUGUGCCCCCGCUCAAGUCCAUGGCCAUGCGCCUGCACUUCCGGCCUCCUCACCCCAACUGCCUUUACGCCGUGGAGCUGGAAGCCUUUGCUGUGUAUAAGGUGUGUCAGAGCUUCAAUAAUAUUGAGGAGGACUGCACCCUGUGCCCGUCCUGGUGCCUGACACUCCGAGCACAAGGCCACAGCUAUCAGGCUGCCUUGGAGCACCACAUCCCCCAAUAUUCCCUGGACACCCCCAAGCUAUUUCCUGCAGUGUCUCCCAGCGAACCCUCCUACCGCAGCCUCCUCCUGAUCAACAAAGGCUCCAUGUUGAUGACCUUCAACUUGGACCCCAAAAGCAGCUCGGAAAUCUCCCUGAGGCCCACCUCAGGCCUUGUGGCCCCUGGGGCCCACCAGAUAUUCCUCAUCUGUACCUACCCCAAGGGCAACUCUUGGAAGCAGCACACUUUCUACUUGCAGUUCAACUUUUGCCCGCAGUAUCUCAAGGAGGUGAGCAUGCAGAGCCGGGAGGAGCCACUGCAGCUGAAGCUGGACACCUAUAAAAGUGUCUUCUUCAAACCCACCCGGGUAGGCUGCUCCUCCACCAGCCUCUUCACCUUCCGCAACCCCACGCGUCUGCCCCUGGAGUUUGAGUGGAAGAUCUCCCAGCAGUACCAGAAGAUGCUGGCCGUCCAGCCCGCCAGGGGACUUAUCCAACCCAACGAGAGCCUCAUGCUGACAUGGAUCUUCAGCCCUCUGGAGGAGACCAAGUACUUGUUCCGAGUGGGGGUGUGGGUCUGGGAAGCCGGCCUGCCCCCGAACGCUAAGCCCUCCACCACCACCCACUACAUGAUACGGCUGGUGGGCAUGGGCAUCACCAGCAGGCUUUCUGCAAAGGAGAAGGAGCUGGAUUUUGGGAAUGUGAUGGUGAACAGCAAACAGUCCAGGUCGCUUGUGCUCCUGAACGAAGGCCACUGUACCCUCUAUUAUCACCUGGUCCUGGAGCAGUGCAGCCCUGAGGGCACUGACAACGAACCCCUCGCUCUUCAACUGGAUCGCACAGAGGGGAGCAUGCCACCCCGGUCCCAGGACACCAUCUGCUUGACUGCCUGUCCCAACCACCGGUCCCAGUACUCCUGGACCAUCAGCUACUCUCUCCUCUCCCGCAGAGAUAAUAAGGUUGGGGAGAAGCAGGAGCUGUGUCGAGUUUUCCUGACGGCCGUGUACCCCUUACUCUCCAUCCUGGAUGCCUGCUCCAUGGGCAGCACCGAGGGCAUCACCCGGCAGCACCUGUGGCACCUCUUCUCCCUGGACACGCUCAACAGUUACUUGACACGUGACCCCACCCCCUUGGAGCUCACCUACAAGGUGCCCACCCGGCAUAGCACAAGCCAGAUCCCCCCCAUCUUCACCCCUCUGAAGCUUGACUUCAAUUUUGGGGCAGCGCCAGUAGAGGCCCCACCCUCCGUGGUGCUCCUGGCCCUGAAGAACAGUGGAGUGGUGCCCCUGGACUGGGCCUUCCUCUUUCCAAGUGACCAGCAGAUCGACCUGGAGCUAUGGGCAGAGCGAGCAGAGUUUGACUGCACUGAGCUGCACCAAAUGCGCGUGCAGGACAAUUGCAUAUUCUCCAUCAACCCCAAGGCUGGGAGCCUGAGCCCUGGGCAGGAGCAGGCCGUGGAGUUCAAAUACAGCCACCUGUUUGUUGGCACCGAUCGCCUCCCUGUGCUCUUCAAGGUGUCCCACGGCCGGGAGAUCCUGCUAAAUUUCAUAGGCGUGACAGUGAAGCUGGAGCAGAAGUACGUGCACUUCAUGUCCACAAGCCACCAGUUCAUCCCUGUCCCCAUCGGUAACCCACUGCCCCCACGGCAGAUUUAUGAGCUGUAUAAUGGUGGCUCGGUGCCCGUGACAUAUGAGAUCCAGACCAACGUCCUGUCACAGGUUCAGGAAAAAAAUUUCGAUCACCCUAUCUUCUUCUGCCUCAACCCUCAAGGGGAGAUCCAGCCAGGCACAACUGCUCGGGUCUUGUGGAUCUUCUCACCUAUUGAGGCCAAGACCUACACGGUAGAUGUGCCAAUACACAUCCUGGGAUGGAACUCAGCCAUCAUCCACUUCCAGGGAGCGGGUUAUGACCCCCAUGUCAUGGGGGACACAGCCCCUUUCCACAACAUCUCAUGGGACAGCAGCUCCACACACUCAAGACUGAUGAUCUCUAGACAGAACGUCUUCCUGUCCCAGUCUCACAUCUCCCUGGGAAAUAUUCCUGUGCAGAGCAAGUGCAGGCGCCUGCUGUUUUUCAACAACAUCUCCAAGAAUGAGACAAUCAUCUUUGUCUGGCAGCUGAAGCCUCUAGACUUAGGGGAGGUGUCCGUGAGUCCCAUGAGAGGGAAGGUAGCUCCUGAAGAGAUGAUCCCAUUUGUGGUGACUCUGAAGGCUUCGGUGCAUGCCAGUUUCUACAGCAUGGACCUGGUAUGCAAGGUAUACCGGCAGGAACUGCUGAAGCAGUACCAUAAGGAACUGCAGGAGUGGAAGGACGAGAAGGUGCGGCAGGAAGUGGAGUUCACCAUCACAGAUAGGCAAUCAGUGAAGAGAAGGGCAUAUUGUACAGCUUGUGAACCUAUGAGGAGGUACAAGACGCUGCCCCCUAUCAAGAAACAGCAGUCUCUCUGCCGGCCCACCAGCUGGAAUCUUAAGAUCCCAAAGGAGGAGACAUCCUGGCCAUGCCCCCAGCCGCCCUCGCCAGGCAUGCUCUACUUGGGCCUCACUGCCAGGACCCACGCCACUGACAACUUCCUGGCCAACUUCUUCUCCGACUUUCCCCGAUACUUCUUGCACCGGGAGCUGCCAAAGAGGAAGUACGCCAAGGAGGAGUUGAAGGCUUCUAAGAAAAAAUCCCCUGACAAAUGGGCCCCUAUCUCAAAGCAGAAGAAGCAGCUACUGAUUGACUGUCUCAACACAAUCAUCAGGGGCCUGCUGGAAGACAAGACCUUCCACGAGGCCAUAGACCAAAGCCUGGUGGAGCCGGUGCCUUACUUUUGCCAGUUCUGGAAUGAGCAGUCCGCCAGGCUCAUGGCCCAGAACAGCAGCCUGCAAGUAGUGCCAGACCUGUCUCCGUCCUCCAACAUCUGGGAGGACAGGGAAGGACGCAAGGAGCUGGAGGAGGACAAAUGGAGGCUGGAGAAGAAGGAAGAGGGGGAAGAGGAAGAGGAGGAGCUGGAGGAGGAAGAGGAGGAGGAAGAAGACAUAAAAGAGGAAGAAGAGAUGGGCAAGGAGGAACUGGAAGUAGAGGAUGUGAUGGGGGAGAAGGAAGAGAAGUUGACCUGGACAGGGAUCGAGCCCGCGCUGCAGCCCGUGUCCCAGGAGUCCCAGAAAUGGCAGUGGCAGCAGCAGCUGAAGGUCAUAAUGAAGGAGGAGCAGGAGCGAAAUGAAAAGGAGGCCAUCAGCCGGCUCCCGUCUUUCGCCAACCUGCAGGAGGCGCUGCUGGAGAACAUUAUCCAGAACAUCCUGGUGGAGGCGAGCCGCGGGGAGGUGGUGCUCACCUCGCGGCCCCGCGUCAUCGCCCUGCCUCCGCUCAGCUUUCCCAGGACUCCGACUCCGGACCUGCAGCCGGCGGCGCCCCUCGGACCACAACAAAUCGAGGUGUCCCGGUUGGUGGCGCCGCCUCCUACUGAUUCUUUGCCGUAUCCAGAGGCCAGCCCCUCCGACUUCCUUCCCUAG